AUGUCUCAACGAGCUGCGCUGCUAAUUGGCAAGUUGGCACACGCCCAAAAAGAGUGGCAGGCAUGCGCCCAGAUCGCAUCCAAGCUACACGAGUACCCCGAUGGCAACCGCGAAGACUUCAUUGCCAAGUGCAAGAGCGGCGAAUUUGAUGGAAUCUACGCCCUCUACCGGAGUAACGACUCCAAUCCCAUUACCGGAGACUUCAAUGCCGAGCUGCUCGAUGCGCUGCCCAAGAGCCUCAAGUACGUCUGCCACAACGGCGCGGGAUACAACAACAUCGAUAUCGGCGCAUGCACAAAGAGAGGCAUUUCGGUGUCGAGCACGCCGAUAGCAGUCAACGAUGCAACGGCCGACGUGGCCAUUUGGCUCAUGCUUGGCGCGCUCCGCAACAUCAAGCAGCCAUACAUGGCAGUCAACAGCGGAAAGUGGCGCGGAAACUUUUCGCUCGGACACGACCCCAAGAACAAGACGCUCGGUAUCCUGGGCAUGGGCGGCAUUGGCUCGGCCGUGGCGCACCGCGCAAAGGCCUUUGGCAUGAAGAUACAAUACCACAACCGUCGCCAGCUGCCUGGCAGCGAGGAGAACGGCGCAAAGUAUGUGAGCUUUGAGGAGCUGCUCAAGACAUCCGAUGUGCUCAGCUUGAACCUGGCGCUCAACCCCUCGACCACGCACAUUAUUGGCAAGGAGCAAUUCCAGCUGAUGAAGGAUGGCGUGGUCAUUGUGAACACGGCGCGCGGCGCGUUGAUUGACGAGGCGGCGCUUGUAGAUGCGCUCAAGAGCGGCAAGGUGUGGACGGUUGGACUGGAUGUAUUCGAGGAGGAGCCCAAGAUCCACCCCGGCCUGCUCGAGUGCGAGAACGCCGUGUUGCUGCCGCAUGUUGGCACGGGAACAUACGAGACACAGCGCGAGAUGGAGAUACUAGUGCUCGACAACCUCAAGUCGGCCAUCACAAGCGACAGGCUGCUGACCCAAGUACCCGAGCAGAAGACGGAGAAGGCAAACAUGUAGCCGGGCGCUAGAGGCGAUGAAACAAAAGCUGAGACUAUUUGCAAGGGUUGCUGCUUGCGUCAUCGUACAGUCCGGCCACCUUACUUCAUACCCUUUUUCGCCAUGGACUGGGAAUCUUGCAGUAGCGAGAUCUAGGGGGGAGCGCGAGGGCCCCGGGACCCAAAGCAUGAUGACCGGGCAUGGUAGAAAGGGACCCCGUGAUGAGCCCAUCUAAAGUACAUAUACCCUAGGAUGAAU
This is a messenger RNA of Exserohilum turcica Et28A, 1245 nucleotides long. RefSeq lists its product as uncharacterized. Gene Ontology annotation, cellular component: cytosol. The record is from RefSeq and is a predicted model, not a curated record. Bases 1 to 1008 code for a protein of 335 amino acids. The transcript has 3 exons. Gene Ontology annotation, molecular function: NAD binding; glyoxylate reductase (NADPH) activity; hydroxypyruvate reductase [NAD(P)H] activity. NCBI's taxonomy places the organism in Eukaryota, Fungi, Ascomycota, Dothideomycetes, Pleosporales, Pleosporaceae.